Botrytis byssoidea is the source of this 2268-nucleotide messenger RNA. RefSeq lists its product as uncharacterized. The coding region runs from base 1 to 2268 and encodes 755 amino acids. Gene Ontology annotation, cellular component: cytoplasm. The record is from RefSeq and is a predicted model, not a curated record. Lineage: Eukaryota; Fungi; Ascomycota; Leotiomycetes; Helotiales; Sclerotiniaceae. The transcript has 5 exons.
AUGGAGAAUAUUGAGAGGAAUGAGGGGAAGGAGGGGUCGUCGGCGGGGGAAAGAAAGGGGUUUGUGCCACUAGUUACGGUGGUGGACUUUCAUCAUGCGAGAGGACCGGAAGUCGAAUACUGGUUUGGGGCAGAAGAGGGGAGCGAUCCUGCGGUGGAAAAUGAAUGGCCUCUAUUACCAUUCAUGGCUUUAAGUGAUGGUGCGCAUGCAUCAACAGAAGAUUUCUCCUAUUUUACUCUUCUACGACCCGCGCGCGGAGAUCUACCUCCAACAUCCCUCUUCGGUAUCUCUUGCACACAACAAAUGGACGCCUCGAUAUUGAUCAAUCGCCCCGCGGAAGUCACACGAUCGACAGUACAAAAGGCUGUGGUUGUGAUUGCAGAUUCUCCGCAAUUUUUUGGAAUGUUGAGGGAGAGAUUGGGAGUUGUUACAAAAGCAUGGUUUGCACAACGAGAGUUCACAGAUACAGAGAUAUUGAAGAGGUUUCAAGAAAGUCUGGCGGAGGAAAAAAGUCGAGGAGAAUUGGGGGACAGGGAAGAGUAUCUAGGAAUGAGUUUGAGGGAGUUGGUUAAGGAGUUUAAAUGGCAAACUUUGGUGCUUUUCAAGUGUUGUUUGUUGCAACCGAAGAUGUUAUUUUUCGGUUCGAGGUGCGAGAGAUUGUGCAUGAUGCAGUUCUCACUUAUAUCUCUCAUACCGGGUCUGAUACGGAACUUACAAGAUUGUGCGGAUCCGGAAUUGGAUGAUUAUAGGAAAAACCUUGUGAAACCGACGAGUUUGAAAACUAGCGAUAGGACUUCAUUGCUGAAUUACAUGGGAUUGCCUUUGCAAAUAUUCGGCAAGGGAAGUCUUUUUGGCCCCUAUACCCCUUUACAGCAACUUGAUAUAUUAGCGGACUACGGCACAAAAUCGUAUAUUGUUGGAUCAACAAAUUCUUUACUUUUACAACAGAGAGAUCGAUAUAGCGACAUUCUUAUUAAUCUAGACGACCUUACCAUUAAUAUCACAUCCGCAUCACUAAGGUCUGCACUAACACUUUCUGCGGCCGAUCGACGAUGGAUCGAUUUCAUUACUCAAACUGUCAACGAUACUUGGGAUGAAUCUAAUCCAAGCCGACCUAAAACUAUGGGCUAUGUCGGUUCUGAAGAGUUCAUCCGAUUGCAGUUUGAGGAAUAUCUCCUCUCUUUGAUAUCUUCUGUCAAAUGCCAUAACUACCUUGUAGUCAAUGCACACAACCCCAGGGUGCAACUUCCACAGGUUGAAGGCGAUCCCGCUCAUGAUUUUAGCAUGGAUUGGAUCGACGCGUGGACGAGGAGUGAAAACUACGAAAUUUGGAAUAAUCACACAGAUUCGCACCUUUUUGAUAUCGUAGAACCUAAACAUCCUUGUGCAGGUGGUCUUACAAUUGAUGAUGUCCAAAGACGUAUUGCUGAACAGGUUAAGGAAAUGCAUCUUGAUGAAAGGUUUGCGGUAGGCAAGGAAGUCCUAGGCAGAAAUCUUGCAGCGGGGAAGGAAAGAGCUAGUACUGUUUUCAAUAAAUUGUAUUCAGAUAUGGAAGCCUAUCGGGAAAGCCAGAGAAAGAGAAACGAGGAAGCGAGAAUUGCGGCUGAGAAAGCGGCAACUGCAAGUGGGGCUUCAAGUCCAGUCAGCGUAACGGGAUUUAAUGAACCAAAGACCCCUUCGGUGCAGAGUAGAGCGGGUGCAUAUAUUGGGAGUUGGGGUACGUGGAUGGGAGAGAAAAGGAGAACUGGAUGGGGAAGAAGCUCGGGGAGUCAGGAAAAGGUCCAGCAGGUUACGAAUAAUGGGAAGAGAAACUCCAGGGGUUUUUUUGGGAAGGAAAAUAUACAGGUUGUGGACACGAAAACUGGAUUGGAGAGGAGUCCACUAAGUCCGAGAAGUUCCCAAGGGGGGUAUUCGCCAGUGGGGGAAAGGCCGAGGACGGCGGAGAGUUUUAAAGAAAGCAUCUUUGAUGCGGAGGCGGAGGAGAACGGAGAUGGAAAGACGGUGGUGGUAGAGAAGAUUAGUGAUGCGCCUGUGAGGGUCGAUAGUCCGGGGCAUUUGUCGGGGUUGCAUAAGGGGGCGACAGACCAUGAUGAUAGUGACGAUAGCGGUGAAGAGGAGAAGAAGACGGCCAAACCAACGCCCGUGUCUGUCGAACCAAAUGUGUGGAACGACGAAGGAAAUCGGGAAUCAGAUGAAGAUAAACAUGAGAGGGCAGAGAGAGUAGCACAGGCCAUGCAGGAGGCGGUUGAUUCUUCUAUUCAUUCGUAG